AUUAUUCAAAUCUUCCCACCAUGACCAUGAUGAAAUUUCUUAUUGUUUUCGUUGUUUUGAUUGCUUUCACGUCUCAUUUGUGUGAGAGCUUUGAGUUGGAAGGAAAGGAUUUUGAAUCUGAAAGAAGUCUCAUGCAACUCUACAAAAGAUGGAGUAGCCACCAUAGAAUCUCAAGAAAUGCACAUGAGAUGCACAAACGUUUCAAGAUCUUUCAAGAUAAUGCAAAACAUGUGUUUAGAGUGAACCACAUGGGAAAAUCAUUAAAAUUGCGACUUAACCAGUUUGCUGAUUUGUCUGAUGAUGAGUUUAGUAUGAUGUACGGUUCCAACAUUACUCACUACAACAGCUUACAUGCCAAUCGUGUUGGUGGAUUUAUGUAUGAACGAGCAAUGAAUAUCCCAUCUUCAAUCGAUUGGAGGCAAAGAGGAGCUGUGAAUGCCAUAAAAAAUCAAGGCCGUUGUGGAAGUUGUUGGGCGUUUGCAGCUGUGGCUGCCGUGGAAUCUAUUCACCAAAUAAGAACAAAUGAAUUAGUAUCUCUAUCAGAGCAAGAAGUGGUGGAUUGUGAUUAUAAGGUCGGUGGUUGUCGUGGAGGAAAUUAUGACUCUGCAUUUGAGUUCAUAAUGCAAAAUGGUGGAAUCACAAUUGAGGAAAACUAUCCAUAUUUUGCAGGAAAUGGAUAUUGUCGUAGACGAGGACCUAACAGUGAGAGAGUAACAAUUGAUGGAUAUGAGUGUGUACCUCAAAACAACGAGUAUGCUUUGAUGAAAGCAGUGGCACACCAACCGGUAGCAGUGUCGGUAGCUUCAAGUGGGAGUGAUUUUAGAUUUUACGGGGAGGGAAUGCUUAGAGAAGAUAGCUUUUGCGGAUAUAGAAUUGACCACACGGUAGUGGUAGUUGGGUAUGGAAGUGAUGAAGAGGGAGAUUAUUGGAUAAUAAGAAACCAAUAUGGAACUCAAUGGGGAAUGAAUGGUUACAUGAAGAUGCAACGAGGAACACGAAACCCACAAGGUGUAUGUGGAAUGGCGAUGCAACCUUCCUUUCCCGUCAAGUAUUGAUUGGAUUUCCUCUUUUUUAUUUUAGAACGGAUAGCUAGCUAGCUAAGCUAGGGAUAGGAUUUUAUUCUUUUGCUAUUUUUUAUUUUUGAAAAUAAUGCAGCAGAAAGUACAUUAUUCUGCUUUGCUUUUGCUUUCAAUUUCCUUCCGUUGUAGCAAUUCCAAUAUAAAUAAAUAAUUAGUUUCACUCA
Cucumis sativus (cucumber) is the source of this 1243-nucleotide messenger RNA. Its product is annotated as ervatamin-B. The coding region runs from base 21 to 1055 and encodes 344 amino acids. Lineage: Eukaryota; Viridiplantae; Streptophyta; Magnoliopsida; Cucurbitales; Cucurbitaceae. Gene Ontology annotation, cellular component: lysosome. The transcript has 4 exons. The record is from RefSeq and is a predicted model, not a curated record. Gene Ontology annotation, molecular function: cysteine-type endopeptidase activity.